ACAAAAACUGAUCUUGAGCAACUUGUGACUAAACUAACUGGUUCUAUGCACAGAUUCAUUGUGCCAGCAUUCUUAUAAGAAAUUAUGACAGUCUGCUCUGCUCUGUAAGUUUGAAAGCAGAACAAAAGUUUUCAAAUUGAAAGUUGGAGGUUAGGUGACGUGCAUCAUAGCAGAGGAGGGAUCUGUUGAAACAUUGGAUCCGCCUAACCAACCUGACAAUUGCAGUUUCAAUAGCAGUCUGUAAAUUUGGACCGACAAACGUGCAGAUACUGGAAGCAAGAUGAGUUCGAACGAUGAAGAGAAGAGCGCGCCAGGUCGCCGCGAGAGGUUGAGGAAGAAGUGGGAGGAGACGAAGAAGAUUAUUUGGAACAGCGAGAAGAAGGAAUUUUUUGGACGGGGAGGAAGAAGUUGGGCGAGAAUAGUGGUGUACAACUCCUUUUAUUACCUCGGGGUUGCCGGCUACUUUGCUCUGUGCUUUGCAAUAUUUUCAACAUCAAUCAACAAAGAUAUACCGACUCUAAGAAAUUAUAUUAGCGCCCUCAAGUACAGUCCCGCACUCAACUUUUACCCGCGACCAACCAGCGAUUCAACUCUGCUCAGGAUGAAAAUGAACGAUACGAACAGUUACAACACCUACGUUCAAAUGAUCUCAUCGCAAAUUCAAGCUUACAGCAACAUGUCAGAAAGUAACGCCAUCAACAACCGCAACAACGUCACGUUAAAUUGUGUCGAUGGUGUCGUCGCCACGUACGGCCAGGCGUGUUCCUUCGACCUUCCCAGCUACCUGGACACCACACCUGCCAACAUCCUGGUGCCCAGCAACAACAGCAAUAACUGCUGGCAGGAUGGAGACAUAUCAUCAUUCGGAUAUUCAGAGGGAAGUCCCUGCGUCAUGCUCAGGAUCAACAGGAUUUUUGACUGGGACCCGAAGCCUCUGACCUUCGACAAGACUAACUACGGUUGCGACGGUAGCAAGGAUACGUCGAAGGCCUGUGAGUUUGAGAAGGUUUCAAGUUAUCUGAAGUCAGGAGUGGCCGAGGGGUACAUUCCUGUCAGUUGCGAGGGAGAAUCCGAUCAAGAUGCAGAUUACCUGUUGAACGCCACUUUCAAUCCUCCAUACGGAUUUCCUGUCUCUUUUUUCCCCUACUUCAAGCAACCAAGUUACACCUCCCCUCCCGUCAUGGCUCAAUUGACAACAGUCCCUGGGGUUCUUGUCAUGGUCUGGUGCAGGUUUUGGACCAAUUUUGUCAAACAUGACGUCACUGAUCAUCAAGCUAGUGUGCACAUAGAAGUCUACGUUGAUGGAAAGAAAGAUUCACCUACAACUUCAACGGUAGUUGAAGUAGCCACAACCAACAUUAAACCUUCUUCCACCACCGUAGUUGAAGUGCCUACAACUGCCAUUAAACUUGCUGCUAACACCACUGUAGUUGCUGCUCCGACUACAGCAUCUGUUCCUAUAACAGUAAUAGGCAACAUAACCACAAACGCCACAGACCAAACUGCUUCUACUACUCCGGCCAGUAAAGCAAAUGGAAACGCCACAAACAGCAAUCUUUGAAAUUUCUUCCAUAAUUAGUGCAUGUGGAAUAAUUAAUGGACAUAUAAAUUAGGUUGUCCUCAAACAUAUUUAGCAGCAAUAUCAUCUCAUUCAAUUCGAUUUAUGUCGAUGCAUGCUCGUUCAAUAAACGGUUAUUGUAUAUUUUAAAUUUUUAUUCAUUUUAAAAAUAUUUUUGAUUUUAAUAGUUCUUUUAUAUUCAUUCUAAAUUGCAAAUUUUAAACAAAAUAAAAAAAAGAGAAAAAAGUUUUUUUUUCAAAAAUAAUGUAAUUUAUUGAUUUUCUAGAUUUCCUUGACAUUUAGGUACUUCAUUUUUCACUUUCAGACAUAAUAUCUUCAUAUGCAUUUAAUAAUAAGAAACCGCUAUAACUUAUGUUUUCAUGUAUGCUUAAUUAAAAAUUUUAUAUGUUACAAACAGUUAAUCGAAAACUUCAUUUAAUAACGUAUUAUUUUAAUACACUUACAUUACGUGCAUAUUAAUAUCAGUGUUUCCAACAACCUCUGACUAAUUUAAUGUUUUCUGACUUGAGCCAAUGGCGUCCAGAAAUUUUAUUGCCAAUGAACUUUUGUAUUUUUUGUCUAAUAAUUUCGGAUUAUUAAAUGAAAAUACAUAUGUU
This is a messenger RNA of Helobdella robusta, 2175 nucleotides long. RefSeq lists its product as hypothetical. Gene Ontology annotation, molecular function: ATPase activator activity. Bases 281 to 1561 code for a protein of 426 amino acids. Gene Ontology annotation, cellular component: sodium:potassium-exchanging ATPase complex. Gene Ontology annotation, biological process: sodium ion export across plasma membrane; intracellular potassium ion homeostasis; potassium ion import across plasma membrane. NCBI's taxonomy places the organism in Eukaryota, Metazoa, Annelida, Clitellata, Rhynchobdellida, Glossiphoniidae. The record is from RefSeq and is a predicted model, not a curated record. The transcript has 7 exons.